AUGGCGUCUUCUUCAACUUCAUCCAAUCAAAAGAGCUUUAAGUAUCAUGUGUUCUUAAGCUUUAGAGGAGAAGACACACGUAAGACCUUCGUUGAUCAUCUUUAUGCUUCUCUUAAGCAAAAAGGUAUUCAUACCUUCAGGGAUAACGAGGAGCUCGAGAAAGGAAAACGGAUCGAGGAGCUCUUCAAAGCCAUUGAAGAGUCGAGAUUGCUUACCCGCUCUUUUAUGAUGUGGAGCCCAGUGACAUCCGCAAACAAAGUGGGCCAGUUGGAAGAGCAAUCGCCAAACAUAAGACCAACGAACAGAUUAAGAAAUGGGAAAAGGCUCUUGAAAGUGCAGGCAAUCUGGUUGGCUGGGGAUCUGAAAAACAUUGCUAAUGGGCAUGAAGCUGAAGGCAUCAAAACAAUUGUUAAAGAAAUUUCAUUCAAGUUAUGGUCCAUUCAUUUGAGCAAUGAUGAAAAUGUAAUAGGCAUGGACCACCGGAUGCAAGAGUUGGAGUCAUCUUUGGGGAUCGGUUUGAACGAUAAAGUGCGUAUGAUAGGGAUCAAGGGAAUGGGAGGCAUUGGGAAGACAACUUUGGCCAGAGCUAUUUUUGAUAAUCUAUCUUCUCAUUUUGAAGGUAGUAUCUUUGUUGGUGAUGUAAGGGAAGUAUCAAAAAAGAAGGGCUUGGAGUCAUUGCAAGAACAAAUCCUUUCAGGGGUUCUAAAUGAUGCACACAUGCGUGUGGGGAGUGUUCAUGAUGGGAAAGAAUUCAUGAGAAUGAGGUUACCCUAUAAAAAAGUUCUUCUUGUUCUAGACGAUGUGGAUGAUGAAGAGCAGCUUGAGGCGUUAGCUGGUGAUUGGUUUAAGGACGGAAGUAGAAUCAUCAUUACAACAAGAGACGAGAAAGUGCUGCUAGCACAUGGAGUCGAUACAAACUGGAUUCAUGAUGUCGAUUUCUUUUCGGAUGAGGAAGCAAUGAGCCUGUUUAGUAGGUAUGCAUUCAAGAGAUAUAUUCCAGAUCAAGGAUAUGAAGAGCUUUCAUUAGAAGUAGUACGUUAUGUUGCUGGUCUUCCCUUAACGGUUAAAGUUUUGGGUUCCCAUCUGCGUGGUGAAAAGAAGCUUGUAUGGAGUGAUGCACUAAAAAGACUAAAAACAAUUCCAUCACGGAAAACUCUAGAGGUAUUGGAAAUAAGCUAUAACAGCCUAGAGGAUGAUCACAAGGAAAUGUUCUUGGAUAUUGCAUGCUUCUUGAAGGGGAGUCCUGAAGAAUAUGCAAUUAAAAUCCUUGAUAGCUGUGGAUUUCAUGCUACAUAUGGUUUAAGAGUUCUUGAGCAAAAAUCUCUAAUAACGAUUUCAUAUAAUAGAUUGGGCAUGCAUGAUAGAAUAGAAGAAUUGGGAUGGAAUAUUGUUCAUCGAUCGCACCCCCAUGAACCCAACAAACACAGCCGACUCUGCAUUCACGAGGAAAUUGAAGAAUUAAUCUCUAAUGAUGCGGUGCUUAAGAAGCUUAGGUUCCUGGUUCUUAUGUAUUCAGACUUGAGGACCCUCGACUUUGGGAUGACUCCGAAUCUUGAGAGGUUAGAUCUUCAAGGAUGUUAUGAUUUGACAGAAGUUCAUGCGCCUGCUGGAUGCUUAGAAAGGCUUGUCUACUUAGAUUUAGGUGGUUGCUCAAGGUUUAGAUCUUUCUCGUUUAUCAAACAAUUUGAAUCACUUGAGCUUUUUAGGUUACCCAACUUAUCUGUGCAUGUGAAAUGCUUGGAGGAAUUCCCAAGGGACUCCAGCAACAAUCUGCCAAUGCUACAAUUUAAGUUUCAUUAUUUUAAAGAACAACCCUCCUCAACCGGUGUCUAUCUAGAUCUCCAGCCUUGCACAAAACUUGAGAGUGUUUCAGGAAGCAUUUGUGGUUUACAACAUCUAAGAGAACUUACAUUCCAUGGCUGUAUUCCUGAGGUGCCCAAGGACAUUGGCCAGUUGAAAUGCUUAGAAGAGCUCACUUUGUACUCUACACACAUCAUAUGUCUUCCGGAAGGUGUUUGUAUGCUGAAACAUCUAAAAUCUCUCAGUAUUAUAGAUUGCCUGUAUCUUGAAGAGUUACCGGAGAAUCUUGGUUGGUUGGAGUGUUUGGAGACGUUAAAUUUGUUGUCUACAGGUAUUAGAAGUCUUCCAGAUAGCAUUUGCAUGUUAAAACAUCUGCAAUAUCUUAACCUUGAAUCUUGUCAGCUUCUUGAGAAGUUACCAGAGGAUAUUGGGCAAUUAGAAUGUUUAGAGGAGCUGAACCUGAAAAAAUGUGCAUCUUUACGAGAUAUUCCAAACAGCAUCUGUAAGAUGAAAUUUUUGACAUAUUUCUAUCUCCCCUUUUGUAGUCAAGUCCAGAAAUUGCCAGAGGAAUUUGGAAGUUUAGAGUGUUUAGAAGAGUUGGAUAUAAACUGUACAGGAAUAAGUCAUCUUCCACAGAGCAUUUCUUCAAUGGAAGGUCUGUGUAUUGUUGGAUCUGAGGCACUUCUUAAGUCAUGUGCUUUUGCAACUGAGAUAGAGACCUCAGAAACUAAAACAUUCGGCUACAUACAAACCAUGGAUAACACAAGCGCCCGAAGGCGAUUAGGGAACCAAUUCACAUAG
Messenger RNA from Lactuca virosa, 2601 nucleotides. The record is from the annotation of a GenBank genome assembly. NCBI's taxonomy places the organism in Eukaryota, Viridiplantae, Streptophyta, Magnoliopsida, Asterales, Asteraceae.